AUGGGCAGAGCUCUGACAAACACCCUGGUGCUGUCCAUGGUGCUGGGCAGUUCAGCUGUCCUAAUGGAUACUUUGUCACCAAGCCCUGGGGAACCUGUGGUAAAUGUAGCUGUGGUUUUUGGAGGCUCUUCAUACCCUCUCCACAUACGCAGUCGGCUGACACAACAGAGCUUCCUGGACAUCCCACUGGAGAUCCACCCUGUCACAGUGGUAGUGAAUGACACCAACCCAAGCACUCUCUUGACUCAGAUCUGUGACAUACUUGCCAACACGAAGGUCCAUGGGAUUGUCUUUGAGGACAACAUUGGUACAGAGGCCGUGGCACAGAUCCUUGAUUUCAUCUCAUCCCAGACUCAUGUACCUAUCAUCAGCAUCAGUGGAGGAUCAGCUGUGGUCCUGACACCCAAGGAACCCGGUUCUGCAUUUCUACAGUUGGGUGCCUCAAUCGAACAGCAGAUUCAGGUGAUCUUCAAAGUCUUGGAGGAGUAUGAUUGGAGCUCCUUUGUUGUUAUCACCAGCCUAUACCCAGGAUACAAUGUCUUUCUGGAUGUGAUACAGUCCUUCACCGAUGCCAGCUAUUUUGGCUGGGAGAUGCAUGAACCCCUGACCUUUGAGAUGACUCAGGAUGGAAGUGAUACUAGAAUGCAGAGAUUGCUGCGUCAGAUAGAUGCUCAGGUGAUGAUUGUGUACUGCUCAAGGGAGGAGGCAGAAUAUCUCUUCCAAGUGGCAGAGCAGGUCGGCUUGAUUGGACCUGGCUAUGUCUGGAUUGUGCCUAGCUUGACGGUGGGGAGCAUGGAUGUCCCACCUGACUCCUUUCCUAUUGGCCUCAUCAGUGUGGUCACCGAGAACUGGAAAAUGAGCCUAAGGCAGAAAGUCCAGGAUGGCGUGGCUAUCAUUGCCCUGGGAGCAGAGAGCUAUUUCAAGACCUAUGGCUAUCUCCCGAUGGUGGGCAGAGACUGCAAGACACCGCCCAGUGCUCCCACAAACAACACUUUCUACAGGCAUUUGCUCAACGUGACUUGGGAGCAGAGAGAUUUCUCCUUCAAUGAAGGCGGCUACUUGAUCAGGCCUACCAUGGUGGUGAUUUCGCUGAACCGGCAUCGGCUCUGGAAGAUGGUGGGAAAAUGGGAGAAGGGGAUCAUCCAGAUGAACUAUCCAGUGUGGCCACGCUAUGGAUCUUUCCUGCAACCUAUGGCAGACAAUCGUCACCUCACAGUGGCUACCCUUGAGGAGAGGCCCUUUGUGAUUGUGGAGAACACAGACCCAAACACAGGAGUGUGCAUCCGCAAUACUGUCCCCUGUCGGAAGCAGACCAACUACACUGAGAGUGGCGACGACCCACCCUAUACCAAACUCUGCUGCAAAGGCUUUUGCAUUGAUAUUUUAAAGAAGUUGGCCAAGACAGUGAAGUUCUCCUAUGACCUCUACCUGGUGACAAAUGGAAAACAUGGAAAAAUAGUGGAUGGUUUUUGGAAUGGCAUGAUUGGUGAGGUGUAUUACAAGCGAGCAGACAUGGCCAUUGGAUCCCUUACCAUCAAUGAGGAACGCUCACAAAUAGUAGAUUUCUCCGUGCCCUUUGUGGAGACUGGCAUCAGCGUUAUGGUGGCAAGAAGCAAUGGGACUGUCUCACCCUCUGCUUUUUUAGAACCCUACAGCCCAGCCGUGUGGGUGAUGAUGUUUGUGAUGUGUCUCACUGUGGUUGCCAUCACAGUCUUCAUGUUUGAAUAUUUUAGCCCUGUUGGCUACAACCAGAAUUUAACCAGUGGCAAAAAAUCUGGAGGCCCUUCUUUCACUAUUGGCAAGUCAGUCUGGCUGCUCUGGGCGCUGGUCUUCAACAAUUCGGUGCCCAUUGAAAACCCCAAAGGCACUACUAGUAAAAUCAUGGUACUCAUCUGGGCUUUCUUUGCCGUCAUCUUCCUGGCCAGCUAUACAGCCAAUCUGGCAGCGUUCAUGAUCCAGGAGCAAUAUAUUGACACAGUCUCUGGACUGAGUGAUAAGAAGUUCCAGAGGCCCCAAGAGCAGUAUCCCCCAUUCCGGUUUGGAACGGUUCCCAAUGGUAGCACAGAGCGGAACAUUCGGAGCAACUACCAUGACAUGCACACCCACAUGGUGAAAUACAACCAGCGCUCCGUGGAGGAUGCCCUGAUCAGUCUCAAGAUGGGGAAGCUGGAUGCUUUUAUAUAUGAUGCCGCGGUGCUCAAUUACAUGGCUGGCAAGGAUGAGGGUUGCAAGCUGGUGACCAUUGGCAGUGGAAAAGUCUUUGCCACGACAGGCUACGGCAUCGCCCUCCAGAAGGAUUCCAAGUGGAAGAGGGCAAUCGAUUUAGCCCUUCUGCAGUUCCUGGGAGAUGGGGAAACCCAGAAAUUGGAAACUGUGUGGUUGUCUGGGAUCUGUCAAAAUGAAAAGAAUGAAGUGAUGAGCAGCAAAUUAGACAUUGACAACAUGGCUGGCGUCUUCUACAUGCUGCUGGUGGCCAUGGGGCUGAGCCUGCUGGUCUUUGCCUGGGAACACCUGGUUUAUUGGAAGCUGCGACAUUCUGUCCCCAAGUCUCACAAGCUCGAUUUCCUUUUGGCUAUAAGCAGGGGCAUCUAUAGCUGUUUUAAUGGAGUCCAGAACCUGGAGAGUCCUGUUCGUGUUCACAAACCCGACGUCACUGCUAACUCUGCUCAAGCCAAUGUGUUGAAAAUGCUGCAGGCUGCCAAAAACAUGGUGUCAACUGCUAGUGUUGGAAACUCUUUAGAAAAUGCUACACGCACCAUUGAGAAUUGGUCAAACCGAAGUGAAAACCUCCAAACAACCUUCUCCUUAAGGACUCCUCAGCUUGUGGUUCAGAAUACUAGUAGUCCUAACAGGCCAGACCAGUUCUCCAAUGCAGCAACAACUGAGAAGCUUGGGAGGCCCAUUACACCGUUACUUCCCAUGCCCCAACAGCCUUUGGUGCCAGCUGGUGAAAUCUGGACAGGGACAAGUGAACAGCCACAGAUACUUCAUCCAGUGAAGUUCCGAGGCAGCUUUUCUGAGGAUAAGGUUCUUCCAGGUUCCACUGUGAACAGCUCCAAACGCUACUUGGGAGUUCCUCCCACCUCAGCAGAAGCAGAAGCUACCCAUGCCUAG
Gekko japonicus is the source of this 3114-nucleotide messenger RNA. RefSeq names its product glutamate receptor, ionotropic, N-methyl D-aspartate 2C (gene GRIN2C). The coding region runs from base 1 to 3114 and encodes 1037 amino acids. Gene Ontology annotation, molecular function: transmitter-gated monoatomic ion channel activity involved in regulation of postsynaptic membrane potential; NMDA glutamate receptor activity. Gene Ontology annotation, cellular component: NMDA selective glutamate receptor complex; postsynaptic membrane; plasma membrane. Gene Ontology annotation, biological process: synaptic transmission, glutamatergic; long-term synaptic potentiation; monoatomic ion transport. NCBI's taxonomy places the organism in Eukaryota, Metazoa, Chordata, Lepidosauria, Squamata, Gekkonidae. The record is from RefSeq and is a predicted model, not a curated record. The transcript is spliced from 13 exons.